AUGGGAUCCAAACCCGAACUCACAGAGGACCAGAAACAAGAAAUUAGAGAGGCAUUUGAUCUCUUUGAUACAGAUGGAACCAGGACAAUAGAUGUUAAGGAGAUCAAUGUGGCCAUGAGAGCUCUGGGCUUCGAACCCAAGAAAGAAGAGAUCAAAAAAAUAUCUGACAUUGACAAGGAAGGGACAGGGAAAAUCAAUUUCAAUGACUUCUUGGCUGUGAUGACUCAAAAAAUGGCUGAAAAGGAUACCAAAGAAGAAAUUCUGAAGGCUUUCAGAUUCUUCAAUGAUGAUGAAACUGGAAAAAUCUCCUUCAAGAACUUAAAACGUGUGGCCAGAGAGCUAGGGGAAAAUCUCACUGAUGAGGAACUAUAG
Messenger RNA from Dromiciops gliroides (monito del monte), 372 nucleotides. Its product is annotated as centrin-2-like. Gene Ontology annotation, cellular component: myosin II complex. The record is from RefSeq and is a predicted model, not a curated record. The transcript has a single exon. Bases 1 to 372 code for a protein of 123 amino acids. Lineage: Eukaryota; Metazoa; Chordata; Mammalia; Microbiotheria; Microbiotheriidae. Gene Ontology annotation, molecular function: calcium ion binding.